Messenger RNA from Desarmillaria tabescens, 1482 nucleotides. RefSeq lists its product as uncharacterized. The transcript has 4 exons. The coding region runs from base 126 to 1406 and encodes 426 amino acids. NCBI's taxonomy places the organism in Eukaryota, Fungi, Basidiomycota, Agaricomycetes, Agaricales, Physalacriaceae. The record is from RefSeq and is a predicted model, not a curated record.
CUUUCAUGCCCCAAGAUGUCGCCGCUUUGGUCGGUAUACGUCCAUUUUCUGACGGGAAGGAAAUUUGUGCUGUGCUCCAAAUAAUUCCAGAAUGUUGUGCUUGAUACGAAAAAGAGACGGCCUGAAUGGCUGAGAGCAAGCGCUACUGUCGUGGUGGAAGAAAAGGAAGGAAGGUUGCCCCCAGCCAGGGCGAACCGAUGUUGUCACAGUUCCAGUCACAGCCUCUCUACCUUCCUGCCCCCAGCGUCCAUGAAGAUAUCUAUGCCACGAAUCUCGUUCUUUCGUCGCUGCGCCUGCCUUUCCAGGCGCCGUUAACUAGGUACCAGACGUCGAAGAAGGGAAUUAGGGAAAGAAAGUUUCCUUUACCGUUUCUUCCUUACUUGGAACCUCUGUACUGGCGUCCAAUACGGCGAACUGGAAAGCACAAGAUUCAGAGUCGGCCACUGAGGAGAGGUUUGUUGAUUUGGGAAGACAAGGGCGUCUAUGAUUUUAGCCAUCUUCUCUGUCGAAGCGGUACGACAUGCUCAGCAAUUCUAGACUGCACGACGAGCAGUAUAAUGCAGACUUCACGAUUGCUCACCAGCUUCAGCGAUCACCACAAUGAAACCAGCCUCGCCGGGCACGUUUGCACCGAAAUGAGGCUUCCUCACAUCGAACUGGUAUCUCUGUCAGUGCAUGGCACGCCUACAAGGUGGAUAUAUGCGCUUGAAAAGUCAAGCUGGGACGCAUACAUGCUGAAUUCUUCUGUGACUUCUGGCUCCCCGUUCUGCUAUAAGAACAAGGGUACUACGAUUGUUCAGUGUAAAUUGAUUUCUGUCAGUAUCAUAAUAAUAAUUCAACAGCGACCGGCUACCGGUGACUUCUCGUAUCCCGCCGACCCUGAGGCUGAAAGUGUACUUCUUUAUUUGGUUCUCAACCACCAUCCCGCCAAAACCCUCUCAAACGGGUGCUUUACAGAGGGUGCCUUCAUGGUGGUACCCCAAUACGCAUCCAAAUGGAAUCUAGAUGUUACGACACAGGAAGGCUGCGUGAUGUUUAUGGCAAUCGUUAACGACGUGAAGGAGAUGGUUAAGGAGCUUUCAUCGUCCAUCUGUUAUCAGACUGUGCAUACACCUCGUUUAGUCCUAGGCGACUGUCUUGGAUGGUGUUGGUGGGGGCGGUUUGUAGCUGGGAACACCUAUCAGGAUGUACGGGAACUGGAGACGGGCAACUUACCCAAGCUCGGUCUCUACCUGAACAUACGGGGAAAGCGCGAAGAAAUAUCCAAUUGUGCUGGAAAGCGUUACAUCAAGAAUUCAAGCCAUUUCAGCAUCCUCCUGCGAACAUUCUCUCUUUCUACGAGUCAAGUUAAAGAUACAUCUUCUUUGAACCACGCAAGGGGAAACUUAGGGUUCCUGAAUACAUAAUCCAUUGCCGUUCACGUUUGAAGCAAGGUUGGCGCCGCGCCACAGGAUUAGAUAGUACCGGGACUGUUGCUGAGUU